GCUCUUUCCCUCUCACUGCACAUGCUGAAGACAGAUGUUUAUCAGUAUUUCAGACUUGGUGCUUCCGAUGGGUAUUGUUUUGCUGGUAAAAGAAACACCUAAGAAACUCCUAAGCUGUAAGAGCCAAUCACACUGCCAGCUCAGUGGUACUCCAAUGCUGUGGUCUUAGCAGGCAAACAUCUGCUUGACAAUCAGAGAGGCAUAAACAAAAACCCUCCUCCAGGGUACAACUUGACCAGGAGAUAAAGGUUUGACCUGCCUCCUCCACUAAGGGUGCUUGUCUUCAGAAUUUGAAGGCCUGCAUGGGAACUUGUCAGAACAAAUUUCUGUCUUCUCUGGCAGACAGCUGAACUGCAAGGGGGCCCUGCAUCCCCUUAGCUGCCCUGUAGGCCACCAGCUACAAUACCACAGCCUCUGGCCAGCUCUCAAAAGAGGGAGGGAUGAAAGAAGAAACAUGCUCCUCUCAGAAGAUGGAGAGAGGAGCAUGGGCAUGAAAAGCCCCUGAAUGCAUCUACUCUUUGGCUAUUUUUCAUUGCAUUGGACUCAGUGAUCAGAGGUGCUUCUGAUGCAUCCAGCUCUAUAGUGAUUCAAGCUACCAAUCCUGAUCAAUAAGCAGAAAGAAAGACGUUGGGAGUAGGAGGACACUCCUGUACUGCCAUAUCUCCCCCUUCUCUCUUUUUUUGCUUCUUCACUGACAAGUAAAUGGAAUUAGCUUCACUGUCAUGUGAAAGUCAUUCAUCUAAGGAGCAUAAGGCGGUACCACAGCAAGGGGUUAUAUUAUACCUGGGAAGCUGAGGGCCCAAGCAGUGGACACAAAAAUGAAGCCUGCAGCCAAGAUUUGGAGGUCCCUGAACAGAGAGAAAUUCCUUACGAGAGAACUACAAUGUGAGGGGAAGCUCUAAAUGUGUGCUCCCAGAUGGCUGAAGUGGAAAGGCAGAAAGCACCACUGAAAAGGCUGAGGAUCCACCACUCAUUCCCUGGAGGCCCAUGUUACCAUGAUGAAGGAGUCUAGGCAAACAUUUCUUAAUUUAUUCUGCAUCCUCUGGCUCUUACUUCUGCUGAAGAGUGCCUCUUCUUCCCCUCCACCUCGUGGAAAAGACCCACGACCCCCUUCCCUCCCCUUUGGGCUGUACAAAGGACACACCUGUGUUGGAUGUGUGCUUGUGGUGUCUGUCAUUGAACAGCUUGCACAGUGGCACAACAGUACAGUAAAGGCAGCUGUGGAGAGACUGUGUGACUACAUACCUGAAAAACUGCAAGGUUUCUGUUAUGUGCUUGCUGAACUUUACGGACCACACAUAGCUGAACUCAUAGACAGGAAAAUGAAUGCUGAUGUGGUUUGCCAUUCCUUGAGGCUGUGUAAACAGGAUCCAGGACAGCUGCUUUGUCAUCUCUACUCUCCUCCAAAGGUGGGACUGAGUGUUGCAAUAAGAAAAGCCAAAAGAGUUAUGAAGACUUCCAAGGACCUGAAAAGCUUCUUGGGGUUCUCGAGUGUAUGUGCAUUUCCUCUUCUGGCUAACCUGUGUGAGAAGAUUAAAUAUGUUCUAAGAAAUAAACUGCCUUUUGAAGAUUUCGAUGGAGAUAAAUUUAGUACUUUCCCAACCUUGAGGGGCUAUCACUGGCGAGGCAGAGACUGCAAUGACAAGAACACAACCGUGUACCCUGGCAGACGUCCUCAUAAUUGGGACACAAAAAGUGACUCUAACUGCAAUGGCAUAUGGGGUGUGGAUCCGAAAGAUGGAAUUCCCUAUGAAGAGAAAUUCUGCAAAGGUGCAGACUCAAAAGGCGUUGUGCUCUUGGGAGACUCGGCCGGGGCUCACUUCCACAUCCCUCCGGAGUGGAUGACCGUCACACAGAUGUCAGCGAAAUCAUUUGCUAAUCUCCCCAUGGCUUUCAGUGAUGAGCUUGACUGGCCCCAGUUCUCAGAGAUCACUGGAUUUCUGAAUUCUACCAUCGGAGGAUGGACAGACUCUCUGUAUCUACGUUUACGCAAGAGAAAUCGCUGUAACCACAGAGACCUGCAGAACAUUUCUCAAAAUGGUGGUUCUUCAGGAAACCUGCUCUCUUUAAUGAAAAGUUUGGCCAGAAACCAGCUGUUGGACAAUCCAGCCAUAGUUAUCUACGCUACAAUUGGGAAUGAUGUCUGCAACAGGGAACGUGACACACUGGCCCACAUGACCACGCCCAAAGAAAUGCUCUCCAAUGUGGUGCAAGCUCUGCGAUACUUGGAUUCCCAUCUUCCAAAUGGCAGCCAUGUGAUUUUAACAGGCUUGGUAGAUGGUCGCUUCCUCUGGGAUAACCUGCAUGACAGAUACCAUCCUCUAGGCCAGCUGAACAAGGAUGUCACGUACAGUCAACUCUACUCUUUCCUUGACUGCCUCCAGGUGAGCCCCUGCAGUGGCUGGCUGACACCCAAUGAGACCCUCAGGAAUCUGACUUCAGUGAGAGCAUUACAACUUUCCAAUGUCCUGAAAGAAAUAGCAAGAUCUGAGAAAUUUGUCAACUUUGAUAUUUUCUACAUGGAUUUCCCACUGAGACAAACGGUUGAGGAGUGGCGCAAGAUGGGAGGUGAGCCCUGGCAGCUGAUCGAACCAGUCGAUGGCUUCCACCCCAGCCAGAUUGCUGCAGCCCUUGGAACAAGUAUUACCUGGCAGAGGGCGCUACAUGAGUGGCCUCAAGUACUUGGCAAGGAGAAUCCAUUCAACGAUCAGAUUGAAGCCAUAUUCAAAGAUCAAGGUGGACACUGACUUCCGAACUGCCAGAGCCCUCACGUGAUUUAUGGUGGUGAUUCCAUGAGUCAAGAUGAUUAAAGACAACACAUAAAGAAGUGGGGAGGGAAAGUUAUCAGACCCAGUAGCAGUAGACAUAAUAAGAGCAUUCUUUUCAGUUUGUAUCUCACCUGCACAAGUAGGCUAUGCUUUUUCUGCUAUAAAAAUAAAAAUCAAAGGAUAGCAGCCAGAUAGACCAGCUUGAAAAUGUGUAUUUCUUUUAUCCAUGCAUAGAAAACUCCUACCCCUAAUUUUUUUUUUUCUUCUGCAGAACAUUUCUAGGCUAGUUGUAGCGUUUCAACAGUUAAUCUGAUCCCAGAAUGAGAGGGGGGACCCCAAAAACUCAUUAUAUUGCUAUAAAUUGUAUGUACAGUAA
This is a messenger RNA of Catharus ustulatus (Swainson's thrush), 3144 nucleotides long. RefSeq names its product acyloxyacyl hydrolase-like. Gene Ontology annotation, molecular function: acyloxyacyl hydrolase activity; calcium ion binding. The record is from RefSeq and is a predicted model, not a curated record. Bases 996 to 2747 code for a protein of 583 amino acids. Lineage: Eukaryota; Metazoa; Chordata; Aves; Passeriformes; Turdidae. Gene Ontology annotation, biological process: lipopolysaccharide catabolic process; negative regulation of inflammatory response. The transcript has 26 exons.